Molecule: messenger RNA, 8516 nt
Organism: Amphiprion ocellaris (clown anemonefish)
Lineage: Eukaryota; Metazoa; Chordata; Actinopteri; Pomacentridae
Gene: dab2ipb
Product: DAB2 interacting protein b
Exons: 16
Coding region: 541-4104 (1187 amino acids)
Biological process (GO): regulation of GTPase activity
Source: RefSeq, a predicted model, not a curated record
UAGUGGUUUUGGAUAUUUUUUUUAUCUGUGUUACAAGAGACUGCUUUACUGCUUUAUGAAGCUGAAGAAUUGUCUCGCUGGGUGUCUAUAAAAUUCCUUUAGUGCACUCUUGCACUGGGAGCAGGAACAGCUUUCCUGUCAUUCAGGAUACACACUCACACAGUAUUCCGGACAUCAUGCCUCUGGGAUCUCGCUGUGGGAAACUUUGAGGAGGAGGAGUAUUCAGUGCAGGAGUCUGUGCUUGUGGGACAGUACACAAGUAUUGAACAGAAGUGGAUGUUUGAUGGUUUAAUCUUCUCUAAUCUUCCCCACUGGGAAGUGGUUUCACAGUGGAGUGGAUCUGAUCCUAACUCAACCCGUGAUGACUUUAACUUAAGCAGACAUGAAUGUCAGCAAGAGGACGCUUAAGUGAAGUUUCAGAUAAACAGAGUUGAACUCCACGAGAACUUCGCCUGCCAUUUAUCGGCACUGAUACCACGCCAAGAGGACUUGUUUCAAGUGCCGCCGAGUUAUCUUGCUGUCAGAGUGGGAACAAGCACCAUGGCUGGGGUUACUAGGAAGGGAUCUGGGAGACCCUCGUACUACUACAGAUUCCUGGGCAAAUCCCGACUGCAGCGUCAGCGAAGCCGGUCCCGCAGCCGCACCAGGCCGUCUGCCAGCAGGGAGUCUCCUCCAGAGAGGACAGGACGCCGACGCAGUAUGCCAGGGUCCUCAGACAAAAGCACACCCACCAUGGAGCCCACGACCACCGCCGCCACGCCUUUCAGAGUCACCGUGAGUACUGGCUUCCUCAGUCGACGGUUGAAGGGCUCCAUAAAACGCACCAAGAGUCAACCCAAACUUGACCGCAACUCCAGCUUCAGACACAUCCUCCCUGGCUUCAGGAGCGUUGACAAUGACAGAUCUCAUCUGAUGCCAAGGCUGAAGGAGUCUCGCUCCCAUGAGUCACUGCUCAGCCCCAGUAGCGCUGUGGAAGCCCUGGACCUAAGUAUGGAGAACGAGGUUAUAAUCAAGUCUGUUCACAGCAGCAUCCUCGGGCAGGACUACUGCUUUGAGGUCACUACCUCCACGGGAAGCAAAUGCUUUUCCUGCCGUUCAUCAGCCGAAAGAGACAAAUGGAUGGAGAAUCUGAGGAGAGCGGUGCAACCAAACAAGGACAACAGUCGGCGAGUGGAGAACAUGCUGCGGCUGUGGAUCAUCGAAGCCAAGGACCUGCCGGCCAAAAAGAAAUACUUGUGUGAGCUUUGUCUUGAUGACUCACUCUAUGCCCGCACCACCUGUAAGCUCAAGACUGAUAAUGUGUUUUGGGGAGAGCAUUUUGAGUUCAGUAACCUGCCUGCUGUCAAGAGCAUCACAGUCCACCUCUACAAAGACACAGACAAGAAGAAGAAGAAAGAUAAAAACAAUUUCAUUGGACUUGUCAAUAUCCCCGUCGCAGCCGUCACCGGACGACAGUUUGUGGAGAAGUGGUAUCCAGUGAGCACUCCCAAUCCCCCUAAGGGCAAGACAUCGGGGCCCAUGAUUAGGAUCAAGGCACGCUAUCAGAGUAUGGACAUUCUUCCCAUGGAGAUGUACAAGGAGUUUGCAGAGUACACCACCAAUAACUACAUGCUGCUGUGCUCGGUGCUGGAGCCCGGGAUUAGCGUCAAGAACAAGGAGGAGAUGGCAUGUGCUCUGGUCCACAUUCUACAGAGCACCGGCAAGGCCAAGGAUUUCCUCACCGAUUUGAUGAUUUCAGAGGUGGACCGCUGUGGGGAGAACGAGCACCUCAUCUUCAGAGAAAACACAUUAGCCACAAAGGCCAUAGAGGAAUACCUCAAACUGGUGGGGCAGAAGUACCUGCAGGAUGCACUCGGCGAGUUCAUCAAGGCUCUGUAUGAGUCAGAUGAGAACUGUGAGGUCGAUCCGUCCAAGUGCUCAUCCGGUGACCUGCCAGAACACCAGAGUAACCUGAAAAUGUGCUGUGAGCUGGCCUUCUGCAAAAUCAUCAACUCAUACUGUGUGUUUCCACGAGAACUGAAAGAGGUUUUUGCAUCAUGGCGGCAGGAAUACAGCAACCGUGGUCGACCAGACAUCAGUGAGCGUUUGAUCAGCGCUUCUUUGUUCCUGCGAUUUCUCUGUCCAGCCAUCAUGUCGCCUUCGCUGUUCAAUCUGAUGCAGGAGUAUCCAGAUGACCGCACGGCACGAACACUCACACUCAUUGCUAAAGUCACGCAAAAUCUGGCUAACUUCACCAAAUUUGGUAACAAGGAAGAGUACAUGUCCUUCAUGAACCAGUUCCUGGAACACGAGUGGGCAAAUAUGCAGCGCUUCCUGCUUGAAAUCUCAAACCCAGAGACAAUCUCCAACACAGCAGGCUUUGAGGGGUAUAUCGACCUCGGCAGGGAGCUCUCUACGCUGCACUCUCUUCUUUUUGAGGUGGUCUUCCAGAUGGACCAGAGUGCAGCCUCUAAGCUGGGGCCUCUGCUCAGGAUCCUGCGGGAGGUGAACACUGCCCUGUCUAACCCGUCCUGUGUCCAGAUGACACCCGGACAGUCCUCGGAGCAUAUGGGCUCGCCUCCUGCUGAGGCCGGCUGCAGCAUUUCCACUGGCCUGCAGAAGAUGGUCAUAGACAAUGACCUUUCAGGAUUGGUUGACUUCACCAGGUUACCUUCACCUACCCCAGAAAAUAAGGACCUAUUCUUCGUGACAAGGACCUCAGGGAUCCAACCCUCCCCUGCACGCAGUUCUAGCUACUCUGAGACUAAUGAGUCUGACGUGGGCAUGGCCAAUGGCAGCAAGAGUCUGUCCAUGGUGGACCUCCAGGACCCCCGCAGUCUGGAAGGUGGCUCAGGCCCCGGCUCUUCAGAUGCCCUGGGUGAGGGCCCAGGUUCGGGAGGAGGUUGGUCAGCGAGAGUCCCACAAGGCAACAUCCCUGGUGGUCCCACCUUGAGGAGGCCAGGCCAGACCCCCACCACUCCAGGCACAGAAGGCACUCCGGGCCGACCCGCCCAGCUGCUCGCCCCGCUGUCCUUCCAGAACCCAGUCUACCAGAUGGCGGCCUGCUUGCCCGUGUCCCCUCGCGGAAUGACCGACUCAGGCUCCGAGUGCCACAGCUCUGUUAGUUCCCAUAGCAACAACGAGGACGGGCCGCCGGGAGGGAAGCACGCCUUCUUGAACCACGGUGGAGGAGGGGGAGGUGGGGGCAGCAGCGGGGACGAGUACACCAGGCGUUCAGGGGAGUUCAACCGCCGACAGCUGUCCCUCACCGAAACGCAGCACCAGCCCACCGUCCCCAGACAGAACAGCGCCGGCCCACAGCGGAGAAUAGACCAGCCUCCACCUCCGAGCGGUAAUCGCCGCACACCCCCAAAUCUGCUCAGCAGUGGACCCUACCCCCGGCCCUCCUCUGGCAGCAUGAUGACAUCCUCACCCGACUGGCCUGGCAACGGGGCUCGGUUACGGCAGCAGUCCUCAUCCUCUAAAGGCGACAGUCCCGAGACCAAGCAGAGAGCUCAGCACAAACAGGCCCCUUCCCCAGUGAACCCAAGUGCGCUGGACCGCACAGCAGCCUGGCUAUUGAAUAUGAAUGUGCAGUAUUUAGACCAUGAGGGGAUGGAGCCCGAGUCACUGAGAAACAGAGAGGAUCUAACUCAGGUGGAGAAGUACCAGCAGGAGAUCGCAGUGCUGCAGGAGAAGCUGCGGGCGUCGGUGCAGAAGCUGGAGGAGUACGAGGCCCGUCUGAAAGGUCAGGACGAACAGGCCCAGAAGGUGCUGAUGGAGUACCAGGCCCGGCUGGAGGAGUCGGAGGAACGUCUGCGCAGACAGCAGGACGACAAAGAUCUCCAGAUGAAGGGCAUCAUCAGCAGGUUAAUGUCAGUGGAAGAGGAGCUCAAAAAGGAUCAUUCUGACAUGCAGGCAGUGGUGGACUCCAAACAGAAGAUCAUCGACGCACAGGAGAAGCGCAUAGCAUCGCUGGACGCCGCCAACGCCCGUCUGAUGAGCGCUCUGACCCAGCUGAAGGAGCGCUACAGCAUGCAGACCCGCAACGGCAUCUCCCCCACCAAUCCCACCAAACUGCAGAUCACUGAGAACGGAGAAUUUAGGAACAGCAGCAACUGUUAGACAGACUGGCAUCUGCCCCGAGUGAGUGUCGAGUGCCUGAGUGUGUACAGUAAUUCAGUGAGACGAUGUCUACGUGCAUGCACGGAUGCAUGCCUGUUUGAAAGACUGAAAGACUGUGUGCGUGUGCGUGUGCGUGUGUGUGUGUGUGUGUGGGGGAUUUCAAAGCAGACAGUACUUUUGGAAGUCAUUUCCACUUUCUGGAGACUGUGUAGGAGUCGAGGGCGUCGCUCUGAAAGGGCCGGCCAGAAGAGGUGGAACUUUAAAUGUGACGGACAGAUCACCAAGACAACAAGAUCACCAGACGGCCUUCGUUACCAGGGUGACGGCCAGAGGAGGCGGGGCAGAGCUUGUACAUAGAAUACUCAAAGCUGUCGUCAGUCAGACACUUUUCCGGUGGAUGUACGCAGUCGCUGGGACGAUUCAAGCCCCCGCCUGUGCUUGGGAUGAACCACUAUAUAACCACACACGGUGACGACCGCCACACCUGGUCGCCCCUAGCAACCCUCCUCUCUCUCUUUAUCCUGCUCCCUCUCGACGACCAAGUGGACCCACUUCAACCCAACAACACGCAUUGAGGAUUAUCGCUUUAGUUGUCUUGAGAGGAUUACUUUCCAGUGCUUUAUUCUGAAGUCAUUGUUUUUAAAGAACCAAAUAGGAGCUAAAAAAAAAAAGUGAUAUUUUUAGUCCAAAACAAUCUUCUUUAUCUCCCGUUCUAAUCCUGGGUGUGUUCCUGAGAGUCCCGCUGACCCCGCUACCCCCUUCUUCCUCCAUCCCGAUGUAGUGCACUUUGUGAAAAGCUAUUGGUACAUGAAACGCCUUAAGUAAGGAACACACCUCGGCUUUAUCCCACAGCUCCCUCUAUCUCUGCAAAAAAAGGCACAACUUAUACUGUGGAUUUGUAAAGAAUACAGAAAUAAAUUGUACACACUUAAAUGUAUUAUAAACACUAAAGUAAAUGAAUUCUAUGUGAUACUAUAUUAAUGAAAUUUAAUAUAGAUGUAUGCAGUUUUUUUUCUUCUAUAGAGUAUACACACAUAUACCUAUAUUUGAUAAUCUCAAAUAUAAAAAGCAGCCCUUUAUUUAGGAGUGAGAUCUAGUUUUAUUUUUCUUCUCUAGCGAUGAAAGACUGUAGUGUGUAGCUUGCUUUCGAGCCCUGGAGAGGGAGACCCCGCCGAGCAGUGAUCAGCACCUCAGCCAUCUUCGAAUCCAUCGUGCUUUAGCCCUUUAGACAUAGUAAGCGCCACAUAUGAGAGAAACGUCUGCGUGGUUUGCACAGUCAAAUGUGAUCGGUUUCUUCUUCUGGUGCUCAUCACUGCUCUCAGAGACACGGAUCACUCAAACCCAGAUCUGGAUUUCGGUUGGAUCAUGAGUUCUAUUCGUGCGGUCUUUUUAUUUCUCUAGUUGCACAAAAGCUAUUGAGAGACGUGUUUAGAGGCACUCGCUCAUACUAUACACUGGACCGGUGAGCCGUUUGCUACGAUGGCCUCCUUAGUUACAACAUUUUCUCUCUAACUGCUUUAUUUGUCCGUGGUAAUGAAGUAUGCUGCAUCCAAACUGUGACUCUAUUGAUCCUAGUGGCAUCAUCUCUUCCUCUCUCCCCUCUUCCGUCUCGUUUUCACCUCCCCCCUCCUUCAUCCCUCGUUCUUCUGAAUGUGAAGAUGCUAAGUCACAGUUGGUCUUAACAUGGGGUUUGCUCCUUCUAACCUCUCCCCCCCCGUCGUCGCUCCAUUACCAUCUUAGCAUCUGUAUUUUGUAUAUUUUUGUAUUCAUUUUUCUUACCUAUAACAAACUAUAUACAUCAAGCGUGAGGCUCUGCAUGCUUCAUCCUUGCUCUAGAGCCAAUGGUAGCGUCAGUAUCACCGUUUGUUUUCUUUGUUUGCCAGUUGGACAGUGAUGAUGAUGACGAUGAAUAGCUUGCUGCAGACAUGACAUGAAUAUAUGCUGAGUGUAUCAAGAGGCUGGACAGCCUGGGAAAGUGUAAAUAAAAUGCUCACACUAUUUUUACCUAAUGUUAUCAGAGCUUUUUGUAAAUGUAUCUUGUGCUCAAACUCUGCUGUAUCAUUAUGGAUAUUGUAAAUAUGAAAUAGCUCAGUCAUCUGUCCUCAUUGGUUAGAACUAUACAAUUAAAUUAACCUUUCAGUGUUCUCUCUGUUAAAGCUAUUGUUUUGUAUUUAGAGUGGAAUAUCACUAGCCAAAAAACUGAUUAAGUAGGAGUCUGACUCUUGGGAUGUAUGCCUCCUGGGUUUCAGGCCAAGCUGAGUCCAGUCUCGAUGAGAUUCACAAGCACAAUCCUGUAUUUCUCAUCAGUCUAGCUCUAUGCACUUUUACGUUCAGUGCUUGGUGUUUAUAACUAGCUUUUUCUUUUUCUUUUUUUUUUUUUUUAACUCGGCACCUGUUUCUGGUGUUUAAAACCGUGGCAAAGUUUAAAACCGAGAAGCGGCAUUUUUGUAACGACUCAAUCUCAAACCUUUAUAUCAAAUUAAGAGAACGAUUUAGCUUUUUUCCAGACAGAAAUCACCUCAGACUAGCAAAUCCUGUGCUUGCAAAACAAAUUACAGGAAUUAUCAUAUCUUGUCAGGCAUCCAGCCCUAAAACUGUAGUGUGCAACUGCACAAACGAAAGCAAGACUAUGUUACUGUUAAUAGAUGAAACUACACAUUUCUCAUCUUACACAAUUUAAUUAGCAAUAAAACACACAGACUCUUAAUUUAACUCACUCAGAGGUUUUUCUGCUAACGUACAGCCUUAAUUUACUUCUACUGUUUUGACCAGUAGCUUGUGGUGGUUAAUAUUACCCAGCGUUUGCAAAUUUUAGCUAACUGCAGGUUUCUGCUGUACUUGUGGUGCUGUUACAAUAACUUAGCAUUUAAGCUAAAUGCUCAACUACUGUUUAACUGGCAACUGAAGCUGUUUUAAUUAGCGUGUGCCCUUCAUGUAUUUGCAUACAUUCAGGUCACAGAGAAAACUAAAGUUUUCUCUCAAAGAUGAGUUAUUGCGAAACAAGUCUUUGUUUAGCGUGCCGCUAAACAUUUUUCUGUUUAGUAUUUCCCUAGACUGCUAAUCUUAUAGUAAGCAAAUGUUUGCAAAAACUUUGGCCAGUUUUACAGUAAAAGUCACAAUACUAAUUGCAUUUAUUGACUUAAUGGCCCUUCUCCACUUGUGUUAUUUUUCAAACAGCUUUUCAGCUAAAUGCUAAUUAGUAAUUUAGCAUUUAUGCUAGUUAAAUAGUAUAACAUCUUGAUGAUCUGAGCCUUUAUUGUUUAGCAUGUAAACACUAAACUUCAAAUACGUUUAACAUAUGGAAAUUGCAUUGAUUCAUUUCAUUGACUUUAUGACCCUUACAUGCUUAGCUAAAUGUUUAUGUAUUGUUUAGCUAGGCAAAAGUUAAACUAGCGUCUGAAAUUUUAUGGAGCUAAAAUGUUACUGACAUUAUGAGCUUGCAAAAACCCAUAAGCUUCUUGUUUGUAUCAUACUAAACAGUACACAUAUAGCUAAACUGGAUUUUUUUUUACCACUAAUGUUAGCAAAGCAAAUUAAAGUUUGCUGUUCAAAGUAUACUGAUUCAGGUCACUCUGACUCUUACCCCAUAACUUAGCAAUUGAGCUAAAAUACGAGGCAAUUUUUUAAUUAAGUAAGUGCUAACCUAGGUAUGUUUAGAUGAACAGUAUGAAAUUUGAAGCCAAUAUUUCAAACUCAGAUGUUUACUGUUUAGCAUGCAGCUGAACAUUCAGCUAUUUAGCAUGUGCCUAUCUGGUUUUGGUUUCCUAGGGUUAAAGCUAAUCUUAGCAAAUUUGGGGUAAAAAAAAUGUUACAAGGGGUACAUUAAUUCAAUUCACCGACUUUAUAACUCUGAAUUCAUAUCUUAGCUCUUUAGCUAAAUGCUAAACUAUUGCUACACAGUAAUUUAACAUAAAACUGUGGCUGCUGAUCAGCAAAGGUUACAUAGUCUUGCUUUAAACUACAAAAACAAGCUUUUUUUUACUCAUACAAGGCUGUCACAUAUGUCUUAUCUACACAGACUGAAGCAAAAAGGCACACCGAUGUUUAGUAUCCAAUUUGGCUUCUCAGCUAUCACUUCAUUUAUCCCAGCCAUGAUCCCACCUCAGCUCUAACUUUAUGAAUCAGAAAACCAUGAGUUCACUCUCGACACAGUUCGGCCGCUCCGAGAAAAGACUAAUCAAAAAUAUAAAGCUAUAAAUAAAGCAAAAGAUGUUGUAUGUUUUCUAUUAUCUUGUAGAAAAUACUUUUGUAAGUAUGUUGAAAGUAUAAAGUAUUUGCUGGAUUCUGCUUCCUUUGACGACAGUGACAAAACAAUAAUGUACAGAGGAAUUUGUGUUGACAAAAUGUGGCUGUGCAAUUUAUGUACAUUUGCAACUAGACCUAUUAAAGUUUUAUUUAGCUAUUUUAAAAAA